CCCAUUUCCUCUCCCUCUCCCAUCAUUUUCCCUUCCAGCCUUUCAAUUACCAAGUCUCUGUUACUGCAACUUUUCGACAUUUGAUAAGCAGAUCCGAGCAGGACUGUCAGGUUGAUCUCAGUCAUCAUAUUUCCCUUUGUUGCACAUGCUUUCUGUGACGCUGGGGCCAGCGACGAUCCAACAAGGCUCUCACUCUCUUCCUCCUUCGCUGGGUUGCCCGGUACAAGAAAGGUACAUCGCUGCUUAGCUUGGGCCGCACCCAAUUGCACUUACCCGCCCGUCUGUCGAGGUCCUGGUGAUACCCACAUUUAUUCCACCGACACUGUCCUUGCUCGCCCGCCUUCCGGUCGCACUCUCUCGUCUCCCGUUCUUCGCUACCCAUCUUCCUCACCACUUCCCGCUCUUCCCCGAUUUUCAGGGUCGAAGCCUAUUGUCCUUUCAUCCUCACGCCCUGCGAUAUCCGAUUCCGAACGUCCGUCAUCGUCGAUUCUCGAUUGCUGCCAUCGACUGGUCCUUGGCCGAAACUCAUCGACCGACACGCUCGCCUUGCCGCCGAGCCCGCCGCCGACGAACCGCCGCAUCAACCAACGACCGCCUGCCGACAUUCUCAGCCUUGCGAUUUAUCUACCAUCUAGGAAUAUCACCUAAUCAUACUAUGGGCAUUUAACGUGCGUCCACUGGGAGAACACACGCUGCCUCAUUCCUCGCAUCCUUGGGAGCCCUGCAGACCCGAGGCACCAAACAAUUCUUGGUCACAUCAUUGCUACGGUUAGUGGCUCGACUUGAGCCUCGCCACGCCUGCCAAAAUGGGUGCCUGUAUGAGCUCGAACAACGAGGAGGUAGAACAGAAAAAGAAGAGUCAGGCGAUCGAUAGACAGCUGGAGGAGGACUCCAAGAGGUUACGCCGAGAAUGCAAGAUUCUCCUGCUCGGCUCCGGAGAGAGCGGCAAAUCCACCAUCGUCAAGCAGAUGAAGAUCAUUCACUUGAAGGGCUACUCCGAAGACGAACUAUACAAUUAUCGACCGACCGUCUUUAAGAAUUUGGUGGAAUGCGCGAAAGCAGUGAUACAGGCGAUGCGGCAGUUCGAUAUCGAGCCCCAAAUCGAAGCAAACAAGGCAUAUGCCACUUUCCUUAUGGAAUACACAGCCGAGUCUGGUCCCCAGGCGCACAUCGAUCCCCAAAUCGGCGUUGCCAUUCAAUCUAUAUGGAGCGACCCUGCAAGGGAGCAGCUCAUGGACAGGCAGACCGAAUUCUACCUGAUGGAUUCAGCAGAAUACUUUUUUCAAGAGGUUAUGCGCAUCGUCGCUCCCGACUACCUCCCCAACGAGAUGGACGUUCUCAGGGCUAGAACCAAGACGACUGGUAUAUACGAGACAAGAUUUCAGAUGGGCCAGCUCAGCAUACACAUGUUCGACGUCGGCGGCCAAAGAAGCGAAAGGAAGAAGUGGAUUCACUGCUUCGAGAACGUCACGUCCAUUAUUUUCUGUGUCGCUUUGAGCGAGUACGACCAAGUUCUGCUCGAAGAGUCCAGUCAGAACCGAAUGAUGGAAAGUUUACUACUGUUUGAUUCCGUGGUAAACUCAAGAUGGUUCAUGCGUACCAGUAUUAUCUUGUUCCUGAACAAGGUGGAUAUUUUCAAGCAAAAGCUUGGACGUUCACCGUUGGGCAACUACUUCCCUGACUACUCUGGCGGCAACGACGUCAACAAGGCGGCCAAAUAUCUCCUCUGGAGGUUCAACCAGGUCAACCGAGCACACCUCAACCUGUAUCCCCACCUGACUCAAGCAACCGACACGUCCAACAUUCGACUAGUGUUUGCGGCAGUCAAGGAGACGAUCCUAAACAACGCUCUUCGGGACUCGGGAAUCCUAUAAGACCGGAACGACUUGGAUCACCCAUUUUCUUUUUCUGUUUAAUGUUUAGAUUCAUCUCCUCUGUUGCGGGUCAGCGUUUUACAGCAUUGCCGGGCGUUGUGGGCGGCACUUCGUUUGGAUGGCGUUCACUCUGGUUUCUACGCUCGUUUUCGAUACGACACGGUCGAGCGAACGGGUUGGUUGGUGCCUUAAAAUCGACAGCGACAAUUCCCCUUUGCAUUCCGGAACCCGAAUCUUGAAAAAAUUCCAAAAAAAAAGGGGCAUUCGCAACCGGUUGCUGCCGCCCAGGCGAGAAAACCGGGUGUCGGGGAAGAGAGUAGGUGUGCACUUGGAAGCUCUCUAGGCGAGAUAUAUGCCGGCCGUUGUCUGGAGUACGGUAUUGGGAAAGGGGAGUUGAGAGACGAAGUGAUGAAUGGACCAUUCGUUUGGGACUGAUGCUUGGAACUGUGGGGUGGGAGUUGCAGGCAUAGCGAACAUCGGUCUGGCCAUCUCGAAAGAGCCGGGAGAGCACAGGGAACUGACUUUUAGCUGGAGCGUUGCGACAGCGAAAUGAAGCAAAUCUCUGCAUGCAUGCACCUGCGGCAGCUCGAGGGAGGAUGUGCGGAAAUAGAGCCUGGUUAGGGCUCGACAACAAGAUGACACGGCAUCCAGAGGUCGUGUGCGACUGCGAAAGAGAGCGUCGGUCGAUUGAUGAGGUUUUUGACGGGAACGACUAUGGAUGGGGGAGCUCUGAGGAAGGCUUCCCGACGAGAGGGAACGCUUAAGCGCUGGCUUGAGGCCUGGCAUAGAUGGCUGUUAUAUCGUAUUAAUACCGCAAGGCUGUGCGCGCUCAAAGCGGUGCAUCUGUUUCUCACC
This is a messenger RNA of Colletotrichum destructivum, 2729 nucleotides long. RefSeq names its product Putative G protein alpha subunit, helical insertion. Gene Ontology annotation, biological process: adenylate cyclase-activating G protein-coupled receptor signaling pathway. Gene Ontology annotation, cellular component: heterotrimeric G-protein complex. NCBI's taxonomy places the organism in Eukaryota, Fungi, Ascomycota, Sordariomycetes, Glomerellales, Glomerellaceae. Gene Ontology annotation, molecular function: G protein-coupled receptor binding; GTP binding; GTPase activity. The transcript has 6 exons. Bases 807 to 1874 code for a protein of 355 amino acids. The record is from RefSeq and is a predicted model, not a curated record.